Molecule: messenger RNA, 5580 nt
Organism: Nematostella vectensis (starlet sea anemone)
Lineage: Eukaryota; Metazoa; Cnidaria; Anthozoa; Actiniaria; Edwardsiidae
Product: eukaryotic translation initiation factor 4 gamma 1-like
Exons: 30
Coding region: 262-4878 (1538 amino acids)
Cellular component (GO): eukaryotic translation initiation factor 4F complex
Molecular function (GO): translation initiation factor activity; protein binding; mRNA binding
Source: RefSeq, a predicted model, not a curated record
UUGUCGAAUCUCUCUGCGGCUUCUCGCCGAAGAGUCAGCCAUAUUGGGAAGGAAGUUUUCCAUCUUCAACAAUCUGUAAUACGAAAGAACCAUCAUCACACAUAUCCUCGUGUAUCGAGUCUCAAGUUGUUGUUCUUUCGUUUGGUGUACACAUUUUUAGGUUGUGACUACGUAUAAAAACGCUAAGAAAGACAACGGAAGACCUUCGUAAGAAGCUUCCUCUCACUUCAGCGUCUGAGAACGCUUGAAUCAUCUUCCAAUAUGCAGAAGGGGAAAGGUUCUACUGCCUCCCCGCCUGCAGGAGUCAUACAAGGAAGGCCCCAGCAACCAUCUGCUAGAGGCCCUACCCCACCACAACAAAGACCUGAGGAAUACCCACAAAGGCAACCCCACGGCGGCUUCCAGCCACAGGGUGUUAGUGGUAUGCCACAAGGUAUGAUGUACCAACCACAAGGGAUGGUGCCCCCACAAGUUCCAGGACAGCAACCAAGGAUGACAGCCCCUCAAGGCUACCCAGGAGCCUUUGUUGGUGGCAGACAACAACGCCCUAUUCGUAUACCACACCCACAGCAAGGGGGUCAACCUAUGUACUCUUCGCCUCCAGCAGGGAUGGGGCCUCAGUUAGUCCUAGGUUCCCAACCCUUUAUUCCCGGAAAUCAGCAGUCACCUUAUGGUGUGUCUCCAGGGCAAGUUGAUUACUCUCAGAUGCAAGGUCCAAUUCAGUUCCGUUCUGGUCAGCCUGGGUUUGUCACGCCUAUGGCUUACCCUGGAUUUGCCCAUCCAGGACCCACUACUAUGCAGCAGCAAAUGCAAUAUCCACCCCCACCAUCACUCUUUGUUGUCCGGCCAGCUCCCACCCAAAUGCUAGGCAAUCCCCAGUAUCAGCAAGUUCGUAUGGAGGUGCCAAAGCCACCGCAACAGCGGGAAAGAAAAUUAAUACAAAUUAGGGAUCCUAAUCAGGACAAUAAAGAUAUCACACAAGAAAUAAUGGCACGACAUGGGGGUCAGUCAGCUGGCACUCCCUCUAGCACUGGUUCUCCCAGCACCACGCCUGAUGCAUCAGGACACUCCAGUAAUUCUAACACCCCCCCUAUCAACACAAACAACUCAGCCGAACAGAACUCAGUAAGUGCUCUAUUUGCAGCAAAGGUUGCUGCCACGUUACACAAUGAUACACCACCUGCUGACAAACUGAAGACUAGUCCACAAGCUAGUAAAUCUACAUCUCCUAAAAUAUCAUCCCCAGCGCAGGGAAUCAAAUUGAUUUCAAUUGAAAAGGCACAAAGGACACCUGAUAACAGCAAAACCCCUGUUAAGAUUGUCGAACCAUCAAAAACAAAAGCUACUAUACCAGCAAACACAGAUGUCUCAGAUGGGGCUAAGAUCAGUAUAGUAAAACCUGAAGCUUGUAAGCCUUCUCCUCCUACUGAGGUUAAGCCAGCUGCCACUAGCCAAGUUUCUAAACCUGCAGAGGUAUCUAGCUUAGCUCAGCAAGCUCAGAAGCAGGUAACUAGUGUACAGAAUGGUAGUACCAGCCCCACCCCUGAUACAGAAGAGAUCAUCACUGCCGACACAAAACAAGAGACUGAAAUGGCUCCACCACAAAACAAAAUUUCAGAGCCUAUUCCAGAGGAUGCUGUUGAAAACAAUAAGACUUCAACAGCACCCUUAGUAACUCCAACAGAAGUCGAUGAGAUGGUGAAACCGUCUGCUGUGGUUAAGGAGACCAAACCAAACAAUGUUAUUGAAGAGACUGUUGAGAGUGAAACUACUGUAAAUGGAUUAGAGUCUGAUCCUGAGAGACUGAAGUCUUCACAAGGGACAACUGUUGAUCAGUCAGUGAAAGAUGUGCCAAAGAAAAAAAAGAAGGGGAAACAGCGGUUUCAAGAAAUGGAAAAGAGGUCAGACAAGGCAGACCUUAUGGAUGCCUACACGGAAAGACCAGAAAAAGAGGUUUCCAAGGAGCCUCAAACAGAGCAAGAAGAAGAAGAAGUAGAUGAUACUGCAGAGGAGCAUGUCCCAUCUGAAGAGGAAUCCUGGGAAGACAAAGAUGGGAAAAUAGGAAUUGAAUUCCCAGAAUCAAAGGAUGGGAAGCUGGUCUAUGAUCGCAACUUUCUGCUGCAGUUUCAAUUUAACCCCAUCUGUAUUGAGAAGCCUGAAAACCUUCCUGACAUCGAGGUUGUACUCAACACUAUGCCUAAAGGACCACCCAAAUCCUUUAACCCCAGAAUGGGUGGUGGUGGUGGAGGAGGAGGAGGAGUCGAUUUUAUGCCAAGCUACAUGCGACCAACCAGAGGAACACCUCAACCCAACCCUUCAAGAAAUAAAGGAAGAAUGCAACCCAAGAAAAUUAUUCGCACAAUCCAGCCUACUGUUGAGCUUGAGCGUAGUGAGAAUAGAUGGAUUCGUCCAGCUGAGAAGGCAAAAGAAUUGCCAGAAGAAGAGAGUAAAACGGAGGAAGUCAUGCGUAAAUUCAGAGGCAUCCUCAACAAGCUUACCCCACAGAAAUUCAAAAAACUCACAGAGCAAGUGAUGGAGCUUGAAAUUGAUACUUCUGAAAAGCUGGAGGGCAUUAUUGAUAUUAUUUUUGAAAAGGCUAUUAGUGAGCCAGGAUUCAGUGUCGCCUAUGCUAACCUAUGUCGUUGUUUGUUACCGAUCAAAGUGUCUGCUGGAAACAAAGAAUUGGUUUUCCGAACCAUCCUGCUCAACAAAUGCCAGAAGGAGUUUGAAAAAGAAAAAACCGAUGAGAACAGAAUCCAUGAAAAGAUUGAUCAACUUGUCAAUGAAGGCCUUUCGGAGGAAGACUACAAGAUAAAGAAAGCUGAACUAGAAGAAGAGGAGAUGUUUGGAAAAAGGAGAACACUUGGAAACAUUAGAUUCAUUGGUGAACUGUUCAAACUUAAGAUCUUAACAGAGAACAUCAUGCACACAUGUGUAAUGAAGCUGAUCAAGAGCAUGGAUGAGGAGUCUCUGGAGUGCUUUUGUAAACUCCUCUCCACCAUUGGCAAGGACUUGGAUCACGAAGUAGCCAAGCCACGCAUGGACCAGUACUUUAGUCAAAUGGACAAGAUCAUUGCCUCCAAAAAGACAUCCUCUCGUGUGCGCUUCAUGCUUCAAGAUUUGAGAGACCUGCGUCUCAGCAACUGGGUGCCCCGUAGAGAUGACAACAAUCCAAAAACCAUUGAUCAAAUUCACAAGGAGGCUGCAGACGAAGAGAAAAAGACACAGUUGCUUUUACAGCAGCAGCCGAAAAUGCCAAAAAAUAAGGGACGUGAUAGUCCAAGGACUGUUGUACCACAAGCUGAUGAAACCUGGACAACUGUUUCUAGCAGAGGUCCGCGCAAUGUUAGUGUGGAUCCUAAGAAGUUCCAAAAUGUUCAAAAGCGUAAUGUUGAUUCAGAGAACAUAUCACUUGGGCCUGGUGGGCGUGGCUAUGGGGCGUGGGCACGUGGAAGCAGCGGUGGCACUGGACCUGUAGCAGCAACACAGGCAGCCCAACCUGAAGAACCACGAGGAAACAGAUUCUCUGCCCUUGGUGGUGAGGCAAGAAGAGGCCCUGGAGCAGCAAGGCCAAGUUCUGGUGCUGGACGCCAGGAACCACGUAGCCCAGGACCUCCAGGACGCUGGCCGCCUGCAUCUGAGAGAGAGAAGGCUCUCGAAGCUGCCCGCAAUCUUGGGCAACCCAAGUCCAAACCAGAAAGGAAAGAUGCCCCAUCCCCCGAACCAGAGCCUGAGGAAGAAGAGACUAGUGCCCCAGCUCCAGAACCACCAGCUGCCAAAGAGUUUUCAGAACGUGAAGUGGAACAGAAGGUCAAUAGUAUAAUUGACGAGUACCACAACAUUUCAGACCUCAAGGAAGCAAUGGAGUGCAUCCAGGAAAUGAAGUCUCCAAGUAUGCACCAUAAGGUGGUUUUCUAUGCUAUUAAUCACUCCAUGGAAAAACAUCAAAAUGAGCGGCUCAAGACUGGCAGACUAUUAAGGGCUUUGGUCAAAUCCAAUAUUAUUUCAAAGGAACAAUUCAUGGAAGGUCUCGAUGAAAUGCUAGAAUUCACAGAAGAUUAUGAAAUUGACAUACCACAUGUUUACAACUAUCUUGGCCAUAUGGUUGGACCUGCCUGCUGUGAUGGAGUCCUGCCUCUCACUGAUAUCAGCCAAUCAGCUUGCAAGUUAUUCUCAAAAAAGAAUAACUGUGCACGCUUGAUUGCUGAGCUGCUUCUCACCGCAAAGUCUGAAUCUAGUUCGGCAGAUGUCGCUGAGCUGUGGGCCCAAUCAGGAAUCAAUUUUAGCAGUUUCUUUGAAUCUGAGGAUGCUGCUCAACAAUUUAUUAAGAAAAUGAAAUUAGAAUCACUAUUAACUAGUCCACCCAUUGCACCUAGCAGUAGCCAUCAUUCAGCAAAUGUGCAAGAGGAACUUAGAGAAUUAAUGCUAAAGAAGAAAGCUAGUAACCAAGAGGUCUUCAAUUGGAUCGAUGGUAAUGUUCAGAACACAAAAGAUCCACAGUUUAUCCGAGCCAUCGUCACAGUAGUUUGCGAAAGCUGCAAGACAGAUGAUGGUGAUUCCUUUAAAUGUGACAAAGUUAAGCUAGCCAAUAGAAAGAAUCUUUUGCAGAAAUAUAUAGACAGUGACAGCAAUUUGGAAUUGCAAGCGCUGUACGCUUUACAAUCAUUAACAGAGAAAUUAGACCAUCCGUCAGGCUUUUUGCGCUCGUAUUUCGAGGAUUUCUAUGACGAGGAUAUCGUACAAGAGGAAGCAUUCUACGCAUGGGAGAAGAGCACUGACCCUGCCGAGCAGACGGGCAAGGGCACAGCUCAAGCCUCGACACAGCGAUUCUUUGAAUGGCUACGCAGCGCAGAAGAGGAACCAGCCAAAGAUGCCUGAACUGCAUGUGUCAGAAAUGUGUGAUAUGAUGGACACAGUGCUUUGAUGUACUCCAUAUCAUACACUUGGGCUCCAGGUCGAGGCUGGAAUAGCCGACUGAUGGGGCCCACCCGCGCUGAUCUAUGCUGGAUUUUGUCGUGUUAUUGUCAAAAGGAGAAUUUCACAUGGUGAUUGUGAAGCAAAAUCUCAUAGAUUAUGUGCUGUAGACCAUCCACAAGAUGCGUUGAGCCCCACAGCUUCUGUUGUAUCUUCAACGGGGAGCAGCAAUUGAACUAUUACGAUAGUAGUAUCUAUGCUACAUAAUACGGAAGCUGUCAAUGACAGUGGGGUUACUACAAAGGCAUCUGUGAUGCGCUAGUAUUCCAUGUGAGCAUCUGUCUCAAAAUGCAAAAUGAAUAUAGUAGAUGACGUCAUAUUGCGUCACUGCAGUCCUCUGUCGAUAGAGGACUGGUAAAGACUGGUGCUAGACUGAGGGGUUAAUUGUCCCCAGUAUUGGUCUUAUAUUUCGUAGAUCUGCUAUUAUUAACAGCGUGCACAUUGAUCCAGUACGAGCAGGUCGAUGAAGAUGACGAUCCUGAUGUGGCUGAAUUGACCGCUGUUUACAGAGCAGUGCAUCCAGAGAAUAAAAUUGUAAAGUGGAAGAUUCCUAUUUUGUGUCCAAAAAAGAGGAUUAUAAAUAAAUUAAAUGUUGAAUGGUGUAAA